Equus quagga is the source of this 1008-nucleotide messenger RNA. RefSeq names its product cytosolic iron-sulfur assembly component 2A (gene CIAO2A). The transcript has 5 exons. The record is from RefSeq and is a predicted model, not a curated record. NCBI's taxonomy places the organism in Eukaryota, Metazoa, Chordata, Mammalia, Perissodactyla, Equidae. The coding region runs from base 158 to 640 and encodes 160 amino acids.
CGCGCUGCUCCGUCCAGUCCCGCCUAUUCUCUGCUCCCCGGGACCUUUGGGCUUGUCUUGGGCGGUUUGAAGAUCAGGAAGUUGACAAAUUGCGAGGCCGGCUGCUGAGAGACGGUGGCUCGGGUGGGACAGUCGCCAGGGAUGGCGGAGCGUGAGGAUGGAGCAGGUGUCCGGGCUGCUCUCCUGGACGUUGAGCAGAGUCCUGUGGCUCUCGGGCCUCUCUGAGCGGGGAGCUGCCCGGCAGCCCCGGACCAUGGAAGAGAAAGCGCUAGAGGUUUAUGAUUUGAUUCGAACUAUCCGGGACCCAGAGAAGCCCAAUACUUUAGAAGAACUGGAAGUGGUGACGGAAAGCUGUGUGGAGGUUCAGGAGAUAAAUGAAGAAGACUAUUUGGUUAUUAUCAGGUUCACGCCAACAGUACCUCAUUGCUCUUUGGCGACUCUUAUUGGGCUGUGCUUAAGAGUAAAACUUCAACGGUGUUUACCGUUUAAACAUAAGUUGGAAAUCUACAUUUCUGAAGGAACCCACUCAACAGAGGAAGACAUCAACAAGCAAAUAAAUGACAAAGAGCGAGUGGCAGCUGCAAUGGAGAACCCCAACUUACGGGAAAUUGUGGAACAGUGUGUCCUUGAACCUGACUAAUAGUUUUUUUAAGAGCCACUGAACUGUAAUUAUUUGAUAUAUUUGUUUAAACUCUUUGUAAAACGUAAAAGACUCAUGUUUAAUACAUAGGUGAUUUGUAUCUCGAAGCAUUUUUUAAAAAUUUCCAAGAAAUAAUUAUAAAGUAGUAUCUAGUUUGUUCAAUGUGUAAUAUUCUCAGGAUUUGUAACACUUAAAUGAUCAGACAGAAUAAUAUUUUAUGUUAUUAUGUGUAAGAUGAGUUGCUAUUUUUCUGACCUCCAUUCUGAUACAACUACUUUUCAUGUCAAAUAUUUACUGUGUCCAAAUGUAUUCAAUUUAAAUCAUUAUUAUGUAAAAUAAAUAAAACAGAGAUGAUUCUUGUAAUGAGG